This is a messenger RNA of Candidozyma duobushaemuli, 903 nucleotides long. RefSeq lists its product as uncharacterized. The record is from RefSeq and is a predicted model, not a curated record. Gene Ontology annotation, cellular component: peroxisome. Gene Ontology annotation, biological process: purine nucleobase catabolic process; urate catabolic process. NCBI's taxonomy places the organism in Eukaryota, Fungi, Ascomycota, Pichiomycetes, Serinales, Metschnikowiaceae. Gene Ontology annotation, molecular function: urate oxidase activity. Bases 1 to 903 code for a protein of 300 amino acids. The transcript has a single exon.
AUGUCCUUGAUCGACUCCUCCUACGGCAAAACAAACGUUAAGUUCUUGAAAGUCAAGCGUGACAAGAAAAACCCCCAGAUCCAGGAGGUCUUGCAGGCCAACUGCCAGGUGCUCUUGAGAGGUAACUUUGACAUUUCUUACACCGAGGCCGACAACGCUCCCAUCGUUCCAACUGACACGGUGAAGAACACCAUUCUCAUCGAGGCCAAGAACACCGAGGUCUGGCCCAUCGAGAGAUUCGCUGCUCACCUUGCAAAGCACUUCACCACAAAGUACAACCACGUUUCAGGUGUUGAGGUGACCAUUGUCCAGGACCUCUGGAAGAAGUACGAAGUCAACGGCAAGUUGCACGACCACUCGUUCCGCCACGAGGGCUUCGAGACCCGCAGAACCUUCUUGACCUACGACAAGCCUUCCCAGAAGACCACCAUCAUUUCUGGUAUCAAGGACUUGAAGGUGUUGAAGUCGACCGGCUCCAUGUUCUACGGCUACCACGACUGUGACUACACGACUUUGAAGCCUACUGAGGACAGAAUGUUGUCUACUGACGUUGACGCUUCGUGGAAGUUUGAACUGCAAUUGGGCUCUCUCGAUGACACCAUGCAAAAGGCCAGAGACGGCAUGUUUGACAAUGUCUACAAUGCCGCCAGAAAGAUCACUUUGGACCGUUUUGCCUUGGAGAACUCUCCUUCGGUCCAGGCCACCAUGUACAACAUGUCGCAGGAGAUCUUGGACGCUGCUCCUGCUGUGGACUCUGUGUCCUAUUCCUUGCCCAACAACCACUUCAUCUUGUUCAACUUGGAGUGGAAGGGCAUCAGCAACGACGAUUUGUUCUACCCUUCUCCUGACCCUAGCGGCUUGAUCAAGUCGACUGUGGGACGUAAGGUCACCGCCAAGUUGUGA